Sphaerulina musiva SO2202 is the source of this 894-nucleotide messenger RNA. RefSeq names its product antigen 1 precursor. The transcript has 4 exons. The coding region runs from base 1 to 894 and encodes 297 amino acids. Lineage: Eukaryota; Fungi; Ascomycota; Dothideomycetes; Mycosphaerellales; Mycosphaerellaceae. Gene Ontology annotation, molecular function: zinc ion binding; metallopeptidase activity; integrin binding. The record is from RefSeq and is a predicted model, not a curated record. Gene Ontology annotation, cellular component: fungal-type cell wall; cell surface; extracellular region.
AUGUUCACUCUCGCAGCCGUCCUCGUCGGGGCCCUUGCGAAGCGUCAAGCCCCCUUUGCAAGUGUUCAACUGCCAUGGAAUGCAGGAGAGGUGACCGAGUUCCGUAUUCACAACAGCUGCAACGCAUCACAAGAAUACCAGCUCCGACAAGGCUUGAAUGAGGCCAUUGAGCUCGCUCAGCAUGCCAAGGACCACAUGAACCGUUGGGGCAACGAGAGUAGCAUCUACCGCAAGUACUUUGGCAAUGCUCCCACUGCGGAAGCAAUCGGAGCCCUCGACGUUGUCGUGAAUGGGAACAAAGCAAGCUCCAUCUUCCGUUGCGACGAUCCAGAUGGGAACUGCGCGUUGAUGCCAACGUGGGCUGGUCACCAUCGUGGUAGUAACGCCUCGCACGAGACCGUCAUAUGCCCGACUUCAUUCUUCGAACGUCGUCCCCUCUCCACCUUGUGCGCACGAGGCUACAACGUUCGCCAAUCCUCUCGUGUCGUCUUCUGGGCCUCGGAUCUCCUCCACCGCAUGUACCAUUUGCCAGAGAUUGGACAAGGUCACAUCGACCACUUUGCCGAAGGCUAUGAAGGCAUCCUCGAGGCUGCAGCCAGCGGUAGCCCGAACGUCACCCGCGACUCUGAUGGCCUGCAGUAUUUUGCUCUUGAGGCUUAUGCAUACGACAUCAUCGCGCCAGGCGUGGGUUGCCCCGGUCCCUCUGGCCCACCGAGCAGUACUACUUCUUCUUCUUCAGCAGCAGCACCAACAACUCCUACUGCGACCGCCUCGACCACCGCCUCGACCAAUGGCCCGACCACUGCCAGUACAUCUACUCCUGCAGCUGCUGCCGAUACCAGUAUACCAGACAAUUGUCACGCACACGCUGACGGCUCACUGCACUGUACUUAA